AAAAGAAAAUACUUGUUUAGUGACAGAAAUAAAAUAAAAACACAAUGUCUGCAGCAAAAAGAGUGCAGCAAUGGGCAACCUUUGCUCGCACUUGGCACAUAUUUGACUGCAAAUGGCAAGAUCCUUAUGAAUCGGCUAAUAUAAUUAAGAAGUAUUUGAUGGGGUUACACAAACCUAUCUACCACCCUAUGAAUGAUUGCGGAGAUGUUGUGGUUUGUAUUAAUAGUCGAGAAAUUGCUUUAAAAGGGGAUGAGUGGCGCAAAAGAGCAUAUUUCCACCACACCGGAUACCCUGGUGGAGCUUCUUGGACAUUGGCUUGGGAAGUUCAUAAUAAAGACCCAACCAUGAUUAUCAAAAAAGCUGUAUAUAGAGCAAUGAAAGGCAAUCUCCAAAGGCGUCAUACCAUGGAGCGUCUCUUCAUAUACCCUGGCGAGGCUGUGCCUGAAGAUGUCUUGCAAAAUGUCACCAACCAGAUACGUCAGAACCGCCUUGUGCCAACCCGACUUGAUCAUAUUCCCGAAGAAGUUACUAAGUCUUACCCCAAAGUUAUGGAUUAUCCCCAAGAUUAUAUACUGAAAUAAAUAGUUUAUUGUGUUGUAUAAAUAUAUAAGAUAUAAGUAGAUAAGAUUAGAUUGAUAAUAAAUUAAAUGUGGAU
Spodoptera exigua (beet armyworm) is the source of this 655-nucleotide messenger RNA. The record is from the annotation of a GenBank genome assembly. NCBI's taxonomy places the organism in Eukaryota, Metazoa, Arthropoda, Insecta, Lepidoptera, Noctuidae.